Messenger RNA from Neurospora tetraspora, 1823 nucleotides. Its product is annotated as acyltransferase family-domain-containing protein. Gene Ontology annotation, molecular function: acyltransferase activity, transferring groups other than amino-acyl groups. NCBI's taxonomy places the organism in Eukaryota, Fungi, Ascomycota, Sordariomycetes, Sordariales, Sordariaceae. Gene Ontology annotation, biological process: polysaccharide biosynthetic process. Gene Ontology annotation, cellular component: membrane. The record is from RefSeq and is a predicted model, not a curated record. The coding region runs from base 100 to 1620 and encodes 506 amino acids. The transcript has a single exon.
AUCCCCCCUCCAAGCCACCCACCAACCAGACCAACCACAACCUCAGCUCGAGGUUUGUACGCGGCUUGGGUUCAGCUCCAGUCGCGUUCUUCCGUGUCCAUGCCUAGCGAUCUCGACCACGACCUCCUCGGUACCUCCCUCGACCCCGAAAAGUGGCAUGACAACCGGAACUCGUGUAGCUUCCCUCUUCUCCGGAAGCCCAUCAUCGCCAUCAUGACCGCCCUUACGAUCCCCUCCUCGAUGGCCUCAAGCCUCGUCAAUCGCCUUACAAACCUCUUUGCGAUGCCCAACUUCGAUGCCCCCGAAAAGCUGCGACCAACCGCUUACCUCGACGGCCUGCGUGGCUUCGCUGCCUUCCUCGUCUACUGGCACCACCACGAGCUGUGGUCGCAUGGCCUGAUGCGCGACGCCAUCUUCGAAAGAGGCUACGGCUUCGAUGGCCAACAUUACUUCAGCGCCCUUCCCUUUGUGCGCAACUUCUUUGGCGGCGGUCACUAUGCCGUCGCGACCUUCUUCGUCAUCUCGGGCUACGUCCUCUCCGUCAAGCCCAUGCGCCUGAUCCACGCCGGCGAACAAGAGAAACUGGCCGAUAACCUUGCGUCUGCCUUAUUCCGACGAUGGCUGCGUCUCUUCAUGCCUCUGAUCGCGACCACUUUCCUAUUCAUGACCUCGUGGCAUGCCUUCGGCAUCUGGGUCGACUCGGCAAAACCGCAGUCCAACUACCACGACGAGUUCUGGUGGUGGUACGCAGAAGUCAAGAAUUUCAGCUUCAUCUAUCACCUCGGCGGCGAGCCCUGGCUGAGCUACAACUUCCAUCUGUGGUCUAUCCCUGUGGAAUUCAAGGGAUCCAUGGUCAUCUACACCAGCCUGCUAGCCUUUUCGCGAUGCACGAGGAAGGCUAGACUAUGGUGCCAGGUGUUCCUGAUCUUCUACUUUGUCUACAUCGUCGACGGAACUCACUACGCCCUCUUCAGUGCCGGCAUGCUUCUCAACGAUCUGGACUUGUUGGCUAUCAAGGAUGAGCUGCCCAACUUCCUCACUCAGCUCGAGCCAUACAGCAAGCACAUCUUCUACUCCCUCUUUGUAGUCAGCUUCUACCUCGGAGGCGUGCCCGUUCACACCAAGGACAUCAACGAUCUGGCCAAGACUCCCGGGUGGUACUACCUGUCCUUCCUCAAGCCGCAGGCUGUCUACGACUACAAGUGGUUCUACUUGUUUUGGGCUGGUGUCUUCUUGGUGGUCUCGGUUCCACGCAUCCCCUGGCUCAAGCGAUUCUUCGAGACGCGCUUCUGCCAGUACUUGGGUCGCAUCUCCUUUGCGCUUUACCUGGUCCAUGGUCCUAUUCUUUGGACCAUUGGCGACAGACUCUACACGGCUGUUGGUUGGGGAAGGGAGCCUCAACUUACCAUGCUGGCCAACUGGGUCAACAAGUUCCCCUUGCCCAUGGCUGGACCCUUUGGUCUUGAGAUGGCCUUCUUGCUGCCGCAUAUCAUCCUCUUGCCAUUGACCUUGUACGUCGCCGAGAUCUCGACGAGGCUCUUUGACGAGCCCAGCGUUACCUUUCCCAACUGGCUCUACAAGCAGGUGUUGGGAAGUGGACAGCCUACUAGGUUACCUUGAAUUGCACAUGUACGAUAUGAUCAGGACAUGGGAGGAGUUUAGGAUUUGAUACCAGUCGUACAUCUAGACAGCGACCACAAUAAUGGAUUGGAUAGUCACACGAUUUCGUUGUAAACAAAACCAGGCAACACCGGUACCGGAGGCCGUCUCACAAGUCCAAAUCCAGUGCCCGUGAAAUACGAGCUGCACAGACAGAUGCUCGA